AGGUAUAUUCCUAUAUAUAUUGCAAAAUUUAUUAUAGACAAAAUUUAUAACAUAUUUUUAAUAUGAACAGAUAUGAAUGAAAAAUUCAGUACUUUUUAUAUCCCAAGAAUACAAACAUAGUGUACGUUCUACAUUCGUAAAUAUGGCGAUUCUUCUAUCGCUUGCAAGUUUUGCGAUUGACAACUCCGUCAUUCACAUAUCAAAUUUAACGUAAAUAGUUAUAUAGUAUUAUUUUUAAUAAAAUAAAAUAAUGUUAUUAACAUUAAAACCGGAUCAUAAAAAACAUGUAUUACUUCUUAUAGGAUAUACACCGCAAGUUUUACAAGAUUUUUGCAAAUUAGCACUAGAUUAUUUGCAAAAAGGGCCAAAUAUUAAAUUAUAUAACGCAGCAGCUCAGAAAUUGGAUGUUGAAGUAAGUGUAAUUAAGAAUUCAGUGGAAGGACUUGUUAAUUUAUUAAUAGAGAGUUGUAGAUAUAAGCUAAAUUCUGAGGACUUUAGAGAUUCAAUAAUAUCUUUAGGUUUCUCUGAACAACAAGAAGUUAUAUUAAGUAAAUUAUAUAAUGUUAAAAAAGAUGAAAUAUUGGAUACACUCAGAGAUAUUGGAUUUAAGUUGCCAGAAUACCAUGAUAUGGAAUGGAGAUUUGAAGUCCAGAUUGCUUCAAGAGCAUUAUUGAAACAAGUUGCUCCUCUCAUUACUUUGGAUUUAUCUAUAAAGGAUCCUGGCAAGGAUGAAAACAUUGAGCAUGUAUUACUUCAAACUGACCCUGUUAAUUUAUCACACAUAACACAACAAUUAGAAGAGGCUCUUCAAGAAGGUUACAGUCAACACAUUCGUAGACUUUCAAGAGCAAUAAAAUGAUGACUUUGUAAUAUAAUCAUAUUUUAUGUAAUAAAAUAUAUAAAUUAUAUACAUAGAAUA
Molecule: messenger RNA, 919 nt
Organism: Bombus huntii
Lineage: Eukaryota; Metazoa; Arthropoda; Insecta; Hymenoptera; Apidae
Product: COMM domain-containing protein 2
Exons: 5
Coding region: 251-859 (202 amino acids)
Source: RefSeq, a predicted model, not a curated record